Molecule: messenger RNA, 1107 nt
Organism: Drosophila navojoa
Lineage: Eukaryota; Metazoa; Arthropoda; Insecta; Diptera; Drosophilidae
Source: RefSeq, a predicted model, not a curated record
GAUAAGCGCCUUUUCGCAGUCUAAGCACCAACGUGCCCCAAAUGCUUAAAACAAUUAUCAGCUCAAUAUCCAUUCGGUUUGGUUUAAUUCCGCCGCUUGUACCAUUUUUUUUAGCAUUUACAUAUAUUAUCUACAUUUUAGCAUUGACUAGCACAUUUUCUCGUGUUCAUUUCAGCACGUAGCGACGCGACUACUAUCGGUUCCGUAAGGCAUACUCAAUUCAUCGAUAUACAUCCGAUAAUAUAUUAUAAUUAAUCGAUGCCAAGCAACGUAACAGACAUUUUGAUUGUCCAUCACCAACCAGCUGUUAGCGUCGCAAAUCGAUAAGCGAUAAGUACACAUUGAAUACAGACGAUAAAUAAAAGCAAUAGUUAAUAGAAAAAGAGCCAGCCGCAGGUCGUCAUGCCACGAGGAAAAUACGUUAACCACAAAGGCCGGACCCGCCACUUCACAUCGCCCGAGGAACUGCAGCAGGAGUCCGAGGAUGAGAGCGAACAAUCGACUGGCAGCGAAGAUGAGGGGGAGCAGACGGGAGGAGCCGCCGGCGCCAGCUCAUCCAAACAAACGGCUGCAUCAGGUGCAGCACGCAAACCGGCGAGGACCGCCCAGCGACAAAAGCCGCAGCAACAGCGACAGCAGCGCAGCUCCUCCGACGAGGAGUCCGAUGACGAUGACAGUGAUGAUGAUUCGGAGACAGAAGCACGGGAUGCCAAGAAGGGCGUGGCUGCGCUUAUCGAAAUCGAGAACCCGAACCGUGUGACCAAAAAGGCCACCCAAAAGCUCUCGCAGAUCAAGAUCGACGAUGGACCCAGCAGUGCAACGGGCAGUGGCUCAUCCUCAUCACACAAGCCAGAGCUGUCGCGUCGCGAACGUGAACAGAUUGAAAAGCAAAAGGCGCGCCAGCGCUACGAGAAGCUCCAUGCUGCCGGCAAGACCACCGAGGCGAAGGCGGAUCUCGCACGGCUGGCGCUCAUCCGUCAGCAGCGAGAGGAGGCGGCCGCCAAGCGGGAAGCUGAGAAGAAAGCUGUCGCCGAUCUGGCCAAGAAGCCACUCUCGAAAUAGUCUAGGCGCUCCACAUGACAGCGGGUUUAUGGCAAUCGCAUUCAA